AUGGCACAGCGCAUCUUCUCGUCGGCCGCCGCUGCCGCACAACCGCUUCGCCAAUCCGUUCCCCUCCAGACCCGAGGACUCGGACAGCUGGUGGCGGCGCCGAACCAGCCUGGGCGGGUGUUCCUUGGUUCGGGACCUGGAGGCAGGCACUCGACGACCGGUCACGUCGUCACUGUCUUUGGCGCGACCAGCUUCCUCGGCCGCUACCUCGUCUCGAAGCUUGCGAAGGCGGGAACGCAGGUCGUCGUGCCCUACCGGGAUGCGGAUGAGGCGCGGCACUUGAAGGUCUGCGGAGACUUGGGUCAGGUCGUUCCGAUGGAAUGGGACUUGAACAACGACACGCAGAUCGAGGAGUGCUUGCGGCACUCGGACACGGUCUACAACCUUGUCGGUCGUGACUACACCACCAAAAACUUCAACUUCCAGGAUGUCAACGUCUCCGGAGCCCGUCGCAUCGCCCGCAUUGCAGCGCAGAACGGCGUCUCGCGCUUCGUCCACGUCUCGCACCUGAACGCCGACCCGAACUCUGCCUCCGCCUUCUACCGGACCAAAUUCGAGGGCGAGCAGGCCGUCAAGGAGGCGUUCGGCAGCGACGCGACGAUCGUCAAGCCCGGAUGGAUGUUUGGCCACGAGGACCGCCUGCUCAACACGCUCGCCGUCUCUCCCUCGGUCUUCCGCGUCAAUCACGGCGAGACCAAGAUUGCGCCCGUCCACGUCCUCGACGUCGCCUCGGCGCUCAACACGAUGUACACCGCCGCGUCGACUCUCGGCGAGACGUACGCCCUCCCCGGCCCGCGCACCUACACCUUCGAGCAGCUCCUCCAGCUCGUCGAGGGCUACACGCUCAAGAAGCUCCAGGGCCCGAACCUCCCCCGCCCCUUGCUCUCGCUCAUGGCGCGCGCAUGGGACCUCGUGUGGUGGCCGACCCUCUCGCCCGACGAGGUCGUCCGGAGGUUCAUCGACGACUUGCCCGUCGCACCUGGCGUCAAGGGUUUCGCCGACCUCGGCAUCGAGCCCGAUGUCUUGGAGGACAUCGCCAUCGUCUACUUGAGGAGGUACCGUGCGUCAGCGUACGCCGACUUGCCCAUCCAACACGGCGGAAUCCCCCUUCGCAAGCAGCAGUACCACACGUUGGAUUAG
Molecule: messenger RNA, 1140 nt
Organism: Rhodotorula toruloides NP11
Lineage: Eukaryota; Fungi; Basidiomycota; Microbotryomycetes; Sporidiobolales; Sporidiobolaceae
Product: NADH dehydrogenase (ubiquinone) 1 alpha subcomplex 9
Exons: 7
Coding region: 1-1140 (379 amino acids)
Cellular component (GO): mitochondrion
Molecular function (GO): protein-containing complex binding
Source: RefSeq, a predicted model, not a curated record